AUGACUGAUGUACAAAUACGUGUUAAAUUUUUAACUCUUAUUUCUACGCUAGAGUACCAUGAAAUGGCUGGCGCGUAUUUAGAUGCCUGUAGAUUAUACGUUCUACUUCUAAAAGCAUACCCAGAAACUGUCGCUUUAUAUGGGAAAGAUAUUAGGUUGGUAACCCCUGUAUUAAUUAUCAAUCAUAAGAUCAUUGUUAGAUUGGAAGAUAUUUUGUCCGUAAUCCUCCACCAAAAAAUCAUAGUAUCUGAUAACAAUCUUCCGACGGAAAUUCCAAUUUAUCAACCGAAAACUUCCAAUGCCUCCAUAUCCUUAGCCACAUCUUCAGCGUCACAACCAAAUUCUUCUCAAUCUUGUUUACAUGUCACUUAUAACCAACUGAAAUCAUUACUUGAAAAGGCACAGGGGUUUUAUAUUGCCAACAAAGAUUGGCGAAAAUUGUUCGAAGUUUCAUUAGGAGUAAUGAAUAGUUGUGGAUACUUGAGAUUUGAAAGUUCUCCAAGAACAACAAUGGUAGAUCUUUUUGACGAUCCACAUCAAUUACCGUCAAAAUUAUUUUCACUUUUGAAUCAAAAACAAAUAUCUCUGGUUAAUAAAACAUUCAUGAUGCAUGAUACAACACCGCAUCCUUUUGCUGUAUCUAUAGGUAUCGCAUGUUUCGUAUUAUGUUGUCAUGAAUUUUAUGAAUAUGUAGCUGGACUAAAAAGCAAAAGAACGUGCUUAAUUCCAAUUUUUCCAACUGGACAAUUCGCUAUCAUGACACCACCCUCAUCACCUCUAUUAACAUCCACUUCACUUAGCUCUUACGCUCAUCAUGUUCCAUGCGACGAGACGAGGGUUAAUAAAAGGAGAAGGCUCAGUCUAAGCUUUUUAUUAUCAAAAGGAUCUAGUAACAAAGAAAUUGGUGAAACAGAAUGUGAAAGUUACAUUGAUGAUUCAGGGAUAUCUUUUAAAAGAUUAAAGCACAUUAAUAUUAAUACCGCAAAUGAUGAAAAAAGUAAUAAAUAUGGGGGCAAUAACGUUAUGAAUGUUAAAAACUUGUUGAUUGAUAAUGAUAAUGAGCAACAAAACCAAAAUUCAAUCAAAACUAGUCAUGAACUGAAUAUGGAACAAAUUAAAUUAUGGGAAGAAUCAUAUAUUUCUUCAGAAACAAUAACUCAUGAUGCAAUGUCAUAUAUGGAACGUGCUUUGACGUGUUGGCAGCUUUUAGAGGAAAUGGUCUCACGUGGAGGAAAUGAUCCUAAAGUAUUGGAUAAAGAAUUAGAAAAUCAUAUUCGUUCAUGGGAACUCCCAUUAGAUGUGUCGAAUGCGAUCAUGCUGACGCGUGGGGACCUUGCUUUCUCUCAUGGAUCUUUAAACACAGCAUGUACUUUUUGUCGAGAAAUAUGCACUCGAAUUUCAGGUGCUUGGGAUGCUUAUCGUAAGAAAGCAUCCAAGAAAGAACAAUCUCCUUCAUUAUCUUCAACUACAGAUUACUUGCAAACAAAACAAUUGAUUCAAGAAGAAUCUUCGGAUUCGUCCAAAAUAAAUGACUUUUCUAUCAAAGUACAAACCCCAUUAAUACUCCCGUUUCGAGUGAUUUAUUCCAUUUCUAUGCUUUACCUUUUAGUUGGUUGGUGGAGAGAAGCACGAGUAGAACUUUUAAUUAUAUUAGCAACUAUGCCUUUUACGCCUGUAACGCGAGAACACUUUGAGAAAGAUGAUUGGUGUGUUAACAAGAAGAAAGUUGAAGGUAUUAGUUAUUAUGAAGGAAAUAAACAAAAUCAAUUUAGGCUAAUGGAAGUUACGCAAGAAGGUCUUGUGGUGAGGGCAAUAAAAGAAUUAAUGGCAUGUUAUGAGGAAGAACUCAGUUCAAUUCCACAUAAUCAACUAGAUAACACACUGGGACAUAUAAUAGUAUUGACACAAUACGGUUGGCCAUAUUGGCGCGAUCGAUUGUUUCGGCGGGUGAUACUUCCAGGAAUUAAAGAACAUGGUGGUCUUAUCUACCCUGAUAUGCUACGCUUUGUUUACAAUAUCGAGAUUCUCCGUGAAAUUUGUGAAUUACAUCGAAUAUUUCCGGAUCUCAACUUUUCUCUGCUAAAACAAAGUUCAACUGCCACUGCUUCCGCUGUUCAAUUAUCAAAUUUAAAUAUAACAAAAACGUCAAUACAGGCUUUAGAGGAUAAGAUUAACCAUCCUUCUUCACGAAGCAUCAAUGAAAAAUUAGUGGAAUUUUGUAAAGAAAAAUUGAUUCAAUUACAAAGUAAUACUGAUGGUAACUUAUAUUCUGGUGGAUUUAAAGAGAAGGGCAAAGAAAUUCCUAGGAAUGACAAUAGAUAUAAAAAAGAAAAUUCUUGCGAUAAUUCAGAUUUAAUAAUAAUGGGACAAGAUAACAUGCAAAGUUCCCAAAUGAACAUUACAGAUAAUCAAGAAACACAAAAGAGUUGGAAGAUGAACGUUUCAUCGAUUGUUGCUGAAGACGAUAUAAAUAGUAUCUCAUCAUGUAAUUAUGGCCAUUCGAAUGUUAUAAACGAUGCUACAACAAAAGAAACAAAGAACUUUGAGAAUUUGACAAAUGCAUCAUUAACAAUAACAGAUUUUGUCGGGGAAUGUACAUCAAAAAGAGAAAUAGAGGAUUAA
This is a messenger RNA of Funneliformis caledonium, 2622 nucleotides long. NCBI's taxonomy places the organism in Eukaryota, Fungi, Glomeromycota, Glomeromycetes, Glomerales, Glomeraceae. The record is from the annotation of a GenBank genome assembly.